This is a messenger RNA of Eucalyptus grandis, 882 nucleotides long. RefSeq names its product internal alternative NAD(P)H-ubiquinone oxidoreductase A2, mitochondrial-like. The transcript has 5 exons. Bases 1 to 774 code for a protein of 257 amino acids. Gene Ontology annotation, molecular function: NADH dehydrogenase activity. The record is from RefSeq and is a predicted model, not a curated record. NCBI's taxonomy places the organism in Eukaryota, Viridiplantae, Streptophyta, Magnoliopsida, Myrtales, Myrtaceae.
AUGGGAGAACCUUUAGGAGAAAAAGAGAGAAAUACAUACUUUGUUUUGCAUUACCGUGACUUUGCUAUUGAUCUUCAUGAAUGCAAUCCACAGAUAGGUCUCAAAGCGUUGCAUAGACUAAUAGCACUCCUGAGGAUGCAGAUAGGUUUUGAUGAUCGAUCUGGUGUUUGUCUUAAAAGAGGCGUGGUGAAAGAGGUGAAUGCAAAGAAAAUUGUACUGAGUGAUGGUACGGAUGUUCCAUAUGGCCUCCUAGUCUGGUCCAUCAGCGUUGGACCCUCAGAGUUUAUCAAGUCACUUGAUCUUCCCAAAUCCCCAGGUUUCAGGAUUAGGGUUGACGAAUGGUUGAGGGUACCUUUAGUGGAAGAUGUGGUUGCGCUGGGAGAUUGUGCGGGUUUUCUUGAACAGAGAGGGAGGCCGGUGCUUCCCACUUUAGCUCAGGUCGCGGAAAGGGAAGGGAAAUUCUUGGAGGAGCUGUUUCGUAGGAUAGGGAAGCAAAAUGGAGGGAAAACAUUUUGCUCGAAAGACAUACUUCUAGGAGACCCAUUUGUGUACAGACAUUUGGGAAGCAUGGCUUCUGUGGGGCGUUACAAGGCGCUCGUCAAUUUAUGCCAGUCUAAGGACACAAAGGGAAUAUCGCAUGUGGGAUUCGUGAGUUGGCUGGUUUGGCGUUCUGCUUAUCUCACGAGGGUAGUUAGCUGGAGGAACAGAUUCUAUGUCGUGGUGAAUUGGGCGACAACUCUGGUUUUUGGAAGAGACAACUCAAGAAUAGGUUGACAAUGAUGCAGAUGCAUUUUAUGAUACAUUGUGCUCUUUCUGGGUGGAAGGUUCAUUUAUUUGUCAGGUAUCUAGCAUGGCUAGUAAAAUAACGAUGGUUUUGCACCA